AUGGCCACCUUUGUGCAGCUCGCCACCAAAGCAAAGAUGCCCAUCGUGGGCCUGGGUACCUGGAAGUCUUCCCCAGGCCAAGUCAAAGACGCUGUGCGGACAGCCAUUGACGUGGGUUACCGCCACAUCGACUGUGCCUACGCGUACAGGAACGAGAGUGAAGUGGGGGAGGCCAUCCAGGAGAAGAUCCAAGAGAAGGUCGUGAGGCGAGAGGACCUCUUCAUCGUCAGCAAGCUGUGGGCCACCUUCUUCGAGAGGCCCCUGGUGAAGCAAACCUGUCAGAAGACCCUCACGGAUCUGAAACUGGACUAUCUGGACCUCUACCUCAUUCACUGGCCACAGGGGCUGCAGGCUGGGAGUGAAUUUGUCCCCAAAGAUGAGAAAGGCCAUGUCCUCCUCAGUAAAGCAACAUUCUUGGAUGCCUGGGAGGCCAUGGAAGAGCUGGUGGACGAGGGCCUGGUGAAAGCCAUUGGUGUCUCCAACUUUAAUCACUUCCAGAUCGAGAAGAUCCUGAACAAACCUGGACUGAAACACAAACCAGCGAUUAACCAGAUUGAGUGUCACCCAUACCUUACUCAGGAGAAGCUGAUCCAGUACUGCCAGUCCAAGGGCAUCGCAAUCACUGCCUACAGCCCCUUGGGCUCUCCAGACAGACCUUGGGCUAAGCCAGAGGACCCUUCACUGCUGGAGGACCCCAAGAUCAAGGAGAUCGCUGCAAAGCACAAAAAAACUGCAGCCCAGGUUCUGAUCCGGUUCCAUGUUCAGAGGAAUGUGGUUGUGAUCCCCAAGUCUGUGACCCCGAAGCGUAUUGCUGAGAACUUCCAGGUCUUUGACUUCCAAUUGAAUGAUGAAGAGAUGGCCACCAUACUUGGCUUCAACAGAAACUGGAGAUUCUGCAUGUUGAAGGAGGGGGCCGGUUUGAGAGAUUAUCCCUUUGAUGCAGAAUAUUGA
Molecule: messenger RNA, 951 nt
Organism: Elephantulus edwardii (Cape elephant shrew)
Lineage: Eukaryota; Metazoa; Chordata; Mammalia; Macroscelidea; Macroscelididae
Product: aldose reductase-related protein 2-like
Exons: 10
Coding region: 1-951 (316 amino acids)
Cellular component (GO): cytosol; mitochondrion
Molecular function (GO): aldose reductase (NADPH) activity
Source: RefSeq, a predicted model, not a curated record